Messenger RNA from Temnothorax curvispinosus, 1086 nucleotides. RefSeq lists its product as uncharacterized. The coding region runs from base 1 to 1086 and encodes 361 amino acids. The transcript has a single exon. Gene Ontology annotation, biological process: DNA integration. Lineage: Eukaryota; Metazoa; Arthropoda; Insecta; Hymenoptera; Formicidae. Gene Ontology annotation, molecular function: nucleic acid binding. The record is from RefSeq and is a predicted model, not a curated record.
AUGCACCCUGGUCGGCGCACGCUGCAAUAUCUGCUCACGCAACAUUAUUGGGUCCUCGGGGUGCAUCGCGCUAUACAGCGCGUACUCUCGAGAUGUCACCAAUGUUUCCGCGUAAAGCCACACACCUCUCAGCCCCUCAUGGCGGAGCUACCGGCCGAUAGGGUCCGACAGGCCAAGCCAUUUUCGAUCAGCGGCGUGGAUUUCGCGGGACCGUUCAACAUAGUCACGCGACGAGCCCGGGGGGUCUCCUCCGUCAAAGUGUACGCGUGCCUUUUCGUAUGCUUUUCGGUUAAGGCGGUGCACCUGGAAGCCGCCUUCUCGUUGUCCACCGACUCCUUCCUCGCUGCGCUGCGACGCUUUGUGGCCCGACGCGGACGCUGCUCGCUUCUCUACAGCGACUGCGGAACGAAUUUUGUAGGGGCCGCACGGGAACUAGAAAGCCGCAUGGGCCUCGCAGCGGAGCGAGAGAAGAUCAAGUGGUCCUUUAAUCCUCCCUCCGCGCCCCACUUCGGGGGCCUCUGGGAGGCGGGAGUCAAGACCUUUAAAACCCACCUGCGGCGGACCGUGGGUGAUCAAGUCCUCUCAAUAGAGGAAUUCACGACGGUCCUCGCGCAGGUCGAGGCCGUCCUGAAUUCCAGACCCCUCUGCCCGAUGAGCGCCGACCCUGCCGACCUCGAAGUCCUAUCGCCGGGUCACUUCCUCACGAUGGAACCGCUCGUCUCCGUUCCCACUCAAGACGUGACCCCGUUACCGAUGAAUCGGCUGAGUCGGUGGCAACUCGUCCAACGAAUUCACCAAGACUUUUGGAGGCGCUGGCAUCAGGAGUAUCUCCAUACCCUGCAACAGCGUCCCAAAUGGUGGACCUCAGUCAACCCGCUCGGUGUCGGUGCGUUAGUCCUCCUCAAGGACGCCAACAUGCCUCCUCUGCGUUGGAGGCGAGGACGAGUGGAGGCGCUGCAUCCGGGCAGCGACGGCGUCCCGCGUGUCGCCACGGUGCGGGUGGCGGACGGCACUAUCACGCGUCCCCUAGUGAAGCUGUGCCCCCUACCGAUGGGCCCUGCUCCACAGGCGACCGAUUCAAAUUGA